AUGGCGUGUAAGAAGUGGUGCUCCAGCCGUCAGACCAAGUGGGCCCUCGUCGGCAGUGCCAGUGUGGUUCUGGUUUUCGCCUUGGGGAUGGUCCUGAGCUUCGUGCUGCAGCAACGCACCCGGCCAGGCUGUGAGCAGGAAGCAGUCUGCCGCCCGGACGCAGACAUGCUGGACUACCUUCAGAGCCUCGGCCAGAUCAGCCAACGAGAUGGCCUGCUGGUCACCUGGUACCACGCUGCCAACAGCCAGAAGGAGAUGGGGGCUGCCCUAAGCAGCAACGCCAUGGUCCUGGAGGCAGACGUCACCAUAGAAGGACUCAACACGGUCAAUGAGACAGGAGUCCCCGUCAUGGCGCACCCCCCAGCCAUCUACAGCGACAACACCCUGCAGCAGUGGCUGGAGGCUGUGCUGGCUUCUUCACAGAAGGGCAUCAAACUGGAUUUCAAGAGCCUCAAGGCUGUGGGCCCCUCCCUGGCCCUCCUGCGGCGGCUCACAGAGGACGGGAGAGUCCGAAGACCUGUGUGGAUCAAUGCCGACAUCCUGAGGGGCCCCAAUGUGCCCAUCUCAAUCGAGGUCAAUGCCACACAGUUUCUGGCCUUGGUCCAGGAGAACUAUCCUGAGGCCACCCUGUCUCCGGGUUGGACCACCCUCUAUGUGCCCCUGUUCCCGAACAGAACAUACACCAGAGCCAUGGUGGAAAAGAUGCAGGGACUGGUGGGAGCACUGCCACAGAAGGUCACCUUCCCCGUGCGGGCUGUCAUGGUGCGGGCUGCCUGGCCCCACUUCAGCUGGCUGCUGGGCCAAUCUCAGAGGUACAGCCUGACGCUGUGGCAGGGCGCCUCGGACCCCGUAUCAGUGGACGAUCUCCUCUAUGUCCGAGACAACAGUGCCUCUCACCAAGUCUACUAUGACCUCUUUGAGCCUGUCCUGUCGCAGUUCAAGCAGCUGGCCGCGAAUGCCACGCGGAAGCGAAUUUACUACACGGGAGGCAGCCUGAUCCCUCUUCUCCAGCCCCCCGGGGGAGACGGUCUGAGCGUGGAGUGGCUGGUUCCUGACAUCCAGGGCAACGGGAGAACAGCAAUGGUUAGCCUCCCAGACAGAGAAGGCAUGAUCCUGCUGAACGUUAGCCUCCAGGAGCCUGCGGCCAAGGAGCCGGUGCCCAUCGUACGUGCCCCGGGAGGCCCCGCCCUGACACUGGAGUCCUGCCUGCUGCAGCUCGCUGGGCAUCCUGGACACUGGGGUGUCCAUCUGCACGUAGAGCCCUCAGCCCUCCGGCCAGCCCUGGCCAUGCUGGCCCAUCUCUCCACACUCGGCCACCUGCCUCGGCCUGUGUGGAUCGGGGCCACAGUCUCCCAUGGCAGUUUUGCAGUCCCUGGCCACCUGGACGGCCAGGAGUUGCUUACGGCUGUGGCUGAGAUCUUCCCCCAUGUGACAGUGGCACCGGGUUGGCCCGUGGAGGCGCUGGGCAGCGGCUACAGGGAACAGCUGCUUGAAGAUAUGCUGGAGCUGUGCCGGGCUCUCUGGCAGCCUGUGUCCUUCCAGCUGCACGCAGGACUGCUGGGCCAGAACACGGCUGGAGUCGUGGCCAGGCUGCUGGCCGCCUCCCCCAGGGCCACUGUCACGGUGGAGCACAGCCCUUUGGGGGGCAACUAUGCAUCCGUGCGGGCAGCGCUGCUGGCGGCCAGGGCUAUGGACAAGACCCGAAUCUACUACAGGCUGCCCCAGAGCUACCGUGAAGACUUGCUGGCGGACGUUGGCAGGAACUGA
Messenger RNA from Puma concolor (puma), 1767 nucleotides. RefSeq names its product family with sequence similarity 151 member A (gene FAM151A). NCBI's taxonomy places the organism in Eukaryota, Metazoa, Chordata, Mammalia, Carnivora, Felidae. The record is from RefSeq and is a predicted model, not a curated record.